AUGUCUAACACCGACGGAACUCCAACUACCACUAACGCCUCACUCACCGUCAAGAAACCGCCGUCAAAAGACCGUCACAGUAAAGUUGACGGCCGAGGCCGCCGUAUUCGCAUGCCAAUCAUUUGCGCCGCACGCGUCUUCCAACUCACGCGCGAAUUAGGUCACAAAUCCGAUGGUCAAACCAUCGAAUGGCUCCUCCGUCAAGCCGAACCUUCCAUCAUCGCCGCCACCGGAACUGGCACCACUCCGGCGAGUUUCUCAUCUCUCUCCGUUUCCCUCCGUGGCUCCAACAAUUCUCUCCCCUCUCCUUCCUCCACUUCGCUCGACCAUAAACCGCUUCUCUCUCCUUCUCCUUUCAUUCUCGGGAAACGUAUACGCACCGAUGACGAUUCGUCUUCUCCGUCGGGUAAAGAGGAUGCUCUUUCUGUUGCUUCUCUUUCUACACCGGCUGCUCUUUGGGCGUUACCUGCCCGGCCUGAUUUUGGUCAAAUUUGGAGCUUCGCUGCCGCGGCUGCUGCUGCUCCUCCACCGGAAAUGAUGGUUCAGUCUUUGUCUCAGCAGCAGCAACAGCAUCAAGCGAAUUUCUUCGCUCAUCAUCAUCAUCAGCAACAGCAGCAACAAGCUAUGGGAGAAGCUUCGGCUGCUAGAGUUGGGAAUUAUCUUCCUGGACAUUUGAAUUUGCUUGCUUCCUUGUCUGGUGGACAUGGAAAUUCCGGUCGGAGAGACGAUGAACAUCAUUGA
Molecule: messenger RNA, 741 nt
Organism: Vicia faba (fava bean)
Lineage: Eukaryota; Viridiplantae; Streptophyta; Magnoliopsida; Fabales; Fabaceae
Source: the annotation of a GenBank genome assembly